Molecule: messenger RNA, 782 nt
Organism: Vicia villosa (hairy vetch)
Lineage: Eukaryota; Viridiplantae; Streptophyta; Magnoliopsida; Fabales; Fabaceae
Exons: 5
Coding region: 130-483 (117 amino acids)
Biological process (GO): regulation of DNA-templated transcription
Cellular component (GO): nucleus
Molecular function (GO): transcription coactivator activity
Source: RefSeq, a predicted model, not a curated record
AGAAAGAAAAGCGCAAGAAUUAAUAAAGAAAAAUUAUAAACUCAACAGCAACAGAAGUAGAUGUAGACAGAGACAGUGAUUACUCAAUCUACCAACUAAGCUCCAAUCAAAGACAAACCAAAGAAGACAAUGAUGCGAUACAAAGAGGAAAAAGAAGCUAAGAAAGAAUCAUUCAGAAAAUAUCUUGAAUCAAGUGGAGCUGUUGAUGCUCUAACCAAAGUUCUUGUUUCUUUGUAUGAGCAAAACGACAAACCUUCUUCUGCUCUUGAGUUUAUUCAACAGAAAUUGAGUUGUCCUUCUAUCUCUGAAUAUGAAAAAUUACAAGCCCAAUUCUCUGAUCUGCAAAUCAGAUAUAAUGAUCUUCUCGCUACACACCACAACACUUGCAAAGAGUUAGAAGAAAUGAAAAGCUCCCAUGUGUCGGGAAUGGCAACAACAAAGGAAACAACUGAUAAUGAAUCACCACCUAAAGAUGAUUCUUGAAGGUUACGUUACCGAUGUAUUAACCCAGUUUUCAUUUUUUUUCAGGUUUUUUUCCUUCCCUGAGUGCUUAUAUGUUAAUUUUUGUAUUCUCGUUGUUUCUUGUCUUUGUUCCGUUGUGACUUGUAAUCACCCCACCCCCACCAAUUUUUCUCUCCCUUUUGCUUGAAUUCUAUUUUAUAUCUGUAAAAUGGUACUGAUUUGUUAUGAAGUUAUCAUAAAAAUAUCCCAAAAAAUACUCUUAACAGAACCCCAACUGAUUAUUGGAUUACAAUGAAUUGUGAUGAAUGGAUUUUUGAUAA